GAGCGAAAUUUGUUGAACAGUACAUUCCAACAUACUGGUGUCGGCCUUACUAUCACUGCCCUCCUUGCAAAGGGUAUGUUCAAAAAUGGAUUGACUGCUCGAAUGAUGAGUAUGAACCCCUUAAUGGUCGUUGGGCUUGGUCUUGCGGGUUCAAUCGGAACUAUGUUUUGUACUCUACGCACAUCACCUGAUAACACAUUACAAAAAUAUGGAUUCUGGCUCGCGUUCACUGGUUGUCAAGCAGCUACCCUCUCCCCACUUUACUUUUAUUCGCCUGUUCUUCUCUCCAAAGCUGCACUUUAUACGAUUGGUAUCAUUGGUUCUUUGUCAUACGUUGGUGCUACGGCCAAGACGAAUCAAUAUCUCUAUCUAGGUGGACCAUUGCUGGCCGGUGUCUCAGUUGUCGCCUUGAGUAGUUUAGCACCACUCGUUCUUCCCGUCACAGCCGCUCGUACAUUAAUGACCACUGAGGCCAUCUCUCUAUACGGAGGUCUCGCAGUCUUUUCUGGAUUUGUCCUAUAUGACACUCAAAAGAUUUUGCAUCAUGCCAAGCUAGUGGAGCAUGGACAGAUGAAGGCGGAUCCGGUCAAUGAGUCUGUAGGACUGAUUAUGGACUCCAUCAACAUCUUCAUCCGACUGGUACAAAUCCUCGGAAUGCAAUCUAAUCGCAAAUGA
Messenger RNA from Melampsora larici-populina 98AG31, 675 nucleotides. RefSeq lists its product as uncharacterized. The annotation marks the transcript as partial. Gene Ontology annotation, cellular component: mitochondrial inner membrane. Lineage: Eukaryota; Fungi; Basidiomycota; Pucciniomycetes; Pucciniales; Melampsoraceae. The transcript has 4 exons. The record is from RefSeq and is a predicted model, not a curated record.